AUGCAAUCGGGUGGGCCUGAAUCCGCUAGCCCCAUGACCCACAGGGUUCAGUCUCUGUCUUCCGCAGAUACCAGAGGGAAACAUAGGAUACAUGCUGAAGUCAAGCGCUUGGAGCAGGAAGCAAGAUUUUUAGAGAUAGGAGCACAGGAUGAUAUUGAUGUCAGAGUUGUUGGUGUGGACAGAGAGAUAGGAUAUGAAAUUUCUCUUGAUGUGAAAUUUCUUUUGGGCAUAUUGUUUGAAAGGUGUGAUGAGGCCAGGAGGGGGAUGGUAGGCAAGGGUGCAGAUAAAGCAGAAGAGCUGGAACAACUUGAAAGGAUGGAGAAAGCGUCUACAGCGUGCAAAGGAAUGCUCAGCAACGUGGAAACAAAACCUGAUCCAUUACUACCAUCAACAAUUGGACCAGUAAGUCCUACGUGGGAUCGAUGGUUUGAAGGCCCCCAAGAUUCUAAAGGCUGCUGUAGAUGCUGGAUUCUCUGA
Sphenostylis stenocarpa is the source of this 477-nucleotide messenger RNA. NCBI's taxonomy places the organism in Eukaryota, Viridiplantae, Streptophyta, Magnoliopsida, Fabales, Fabaceae. The record is from the annotation of a GenBank genome assembly.